AUGAGUUCCCAAAGGCUGAAUUCCACCUUUCUGAAAGUCAGGAGACUUUCAUUACUUUCCAGUAAUGAAAGAUUACUUGGACAAACCUCUGGACUGGCCACAGGGUCGAGGUUGGUAACCCAGGGGGUUAAUGACCUCAAGGUCAUCCCAGGAAGUAGACCAGAUCUGGGUGCUGAUCAGCCACAGCACAGUCUGGUGGAGCUGCCUAGCACUGCUCCUGGCAAGAGGAAACCAUGUCAUCUCCCACGCCUUAUAAGCAGUGCUGGCAAGGGCCAUGCCCCUGACCCUAAUCCAAACUUGUCGAUAGUGUCCAAAAGAAUCUUUCUGGGCGAAUCUGUGGUGGAAGGCCCCGAGGACAGGCAGACAGUUGUUGGACCCAGUGGCUUGCCAAAGAAUAGCCCCAAAGCAACAGCAGGGGAGGCCCAAGGGAAGAAGAGGACAAUGGAGUUGCUUAACAAGGCUAGAAAGCAAACAGAAAAAUCCCCAAAUCUAAGAGACAUCAGACAGCUCCUGAAGCAAGAGGUGUUUAUGAACAACACACACCCAUGCAAGAAACAUCUAAAACAGCAACCAACAAGCCUUGAGGAGUGGAGGAGGGGUUGUCUAGGGGGAGACAAGACAGGACUCAUCCAGUCACAAGAACCUUUUGGGUGCUGUGAACGUCUUGCCCUUGAAGAAAACACCUUUUUGAAGGGAAAGAAGGCACAGUCGCAACUGUUGGAAGUAACUUCCCUGCAGGCAGAAGCCAACCCCGAGCUCCUCAGGAGGAGGAGGAGGAUGCAGGCUUUGGAGAUGAUUGCCAAAACGCAUGACAGAGGAUUCAGCCUAGAAAAGGCAGUCUUCCUAAGCAGAGAGAAAGUAAAACCAUCUUCUCAGGACAUUGAUCAGAGCCCUCCUGAAAGAAACAACAAUAAACCUAAGUGGAGGCCAAAGGUGGAAGACUGGGACCACACAGUCCAGGGAACUCCAGUGGUGCUUACAGUUCGGGACCAUAGUUAUGAUUCACGGGCUCAGAACCAAUGGGGCUGUGAUGAAAUAUUUCAUUCCAGAGAUGGGCGAUGUACUUAAGUGAACAGAGGAGGAGCCUAGAGAGAGUAGACACUUUCUCUGCAU
This is a messenger RNA of Mus caroli (Ryukyu mouse), 1113 nucleotides long. RefSeq names its product protein Tex24-like. Lineage: Eukaryota; Metazoa; Chordata; Mammalia; Rodentia; Muridae. The record is from RefSeq and is a predicted model, not a curated record.